This is a messenger RNA of Kuraishia capsulata CBS 1993, 8343 nucleotides long. RefSeq lists its product as uncharacterized. NCBI's taxonomy places the organism in Eukaryota, Fungi, Ascomycota, Pichiomycetes, Pichiales, Pichiaceae. The record is from RefSeq and is a predicted model, not a curated record. Gene Ontology annotation, biological process: DNA repair. Gene Ontology annotation, molecular function: protein binding; protein serine/threonine kinase activity. Bases 1 to 8343 code for a protein of 2780 amino acids. The transcript is spliced from 2 exons.
AUGGCGGUAUUAGGUUUGGGCAAAAUUGCAGAAAAGCUGAAAUCGGCCAAAACCAAAGAAAGAAAUGACGCCAUAGCCGAACUUGCUGAUAUCGAUGAUGCCGUUCUGAUCAGAAUUGCAGAUGAUGCCAGUCAGUUCGUUCCCAUACUGGGUACAGUUAAGGGCCUUCUAGAUGGUCUCUCCAUUGAGCUGCAAGCCUAUUCCCCCGACACCGCUCCCAAAGAUGCUCAAUUAUCAAGAAUACACAGACUUUCAACCCUGAUUCGUCGUCUGGCUGGAACUGUCCUGCUGAGAUCAAAUUUCAGACAUGGCAAGCUGGGCACCAAGAGGUACGAGUCAUUCAUUGCCCAUAUCUGCAGUCUAACACUGUGGAGUGAUAAGGUGUCGCAGAAGGACCAAAUGUUCAAACCGGCGGCUUACAGUCUGAUGACUUCAUUAUGUUCACUUCUGAGCAUGAAAGAGUACGCAGAUCACCUCAAUUCGUCCUCAUAUUCAGAUCUCGUCAAGUUCGUGAUCAGAUGCAUCAACUGCAUGAUGAGCCCGGAGAAUAUCGAGAAUAGGUAUUCCGGGUUUCCAAUCACCAAGAUUACGAUUGAAUGUUUUAAACUGCUCCAAACCAUUCUGACCCCCGAUUCAGAUGGAGAUUUCAUCUUCUUGUGCAACAAUAGUCUGAACCCUAAUGAGAACUACUACCUAAGACUGGUACUGGCCAUUGAGAGAUUCUACACCGAGGGCUAUUCAAGGGGCCUUUCCUCUUCACAAAGUAUGAUACAUGUUUUCAACGUCAUAAACAUACUGUUGGUCAGUCUUUCGAAAAAAGAUUUCAAGCUGGGAAACAAACUUUGCAGAUUGUCGAUAUGCUUCAUUGAGGAUACUGCUACCGUCUCUCAUGAUCUGCCGGAGCUGUUUGCCAGGUUUGCGCAUAUAUGUUUCUAUUAUGCUUUGAAUGCACAAUUCGAGGAAGAGAGACUCACCAGAGAUGAAAUUUUUAUCGUUAUUGAGAAGCUGAGUGUAGCUCAUUCGGAUGCUCGAGUGUAUAAGCCUCUGAGCCCAAACGUGAUCAAGCUUCACUCCCAGAAAAACGAAAACGUCUUGGACUGGUACCAUUUCAAAUAUUGUUCGCUAGCAGAUGAUGACUACAAAAGAGAAUGGAAUAUCAUGACGGCAUUGGUGAAAUGUGUCGUUCUCUAUUUCGAACUCCCUCCCAGUUCCAGCAUUGGUGAUGGACGCAAGAGACGCAAGACAAUGGCCUCAAGUGAUCGUCUUUGUGAAGCAAUCAGAGCAGUUGACGAUCUGACUGGCAUUUUGCAUUUUUCCUUGAAUUCUACUGACCCAAAAAACAGGAUGUUCUCUUUGCAAUUUGUGUUUUUCAUCAUAUGCUUUGCCAGCACCAAUAGUCACUUGAGCAUAUGGAUGAAAGUCACGAAGUCGAUAGCUUCACGUUUAAAACUCAAGCUUUAUAUGAGUCACCUGACUGCCCCAGAAUACCAAGAUCAUAAGCUUUGGGCCAUGUUGUUCAUAGCCAUCAGUCUCAGGUCUGGGUCCACUAUGCUGACUCAGGAAGAUAGGUCUGGGAAUUUCCAGAAAAUGUUAGCCGUGUGUUUGGAGUCUGUCAGUCUCAAAGAGCAGGAUGUUUUAUCUUGUGCACUUGCUUCUAUAUUACUCCAGCAAAAAGACAUCAAAUAUAACUCGGUUAUCAUGGAUAGGUUGGAAUUACUGGUUGCAGACCCGAGGUCCAACGGACCACUUUCGAUCAACACCGAGUCGCUGAGCUUCAUGGUGGCUUUGCACAAUGCUUGUCGAGCAAUCAGGUUGAAAUCAUUGAAAUCACACCGGUCUCGUGUUUCCAGUUUCAUUGCCGAUCAGUUGAUCGACUGGCUGGACUCUCGUCUUCCCAGUUUCCUCGCUGUUAGACAGAAGAUUGACGAUAUCAAGACACUGGCUGCUUUUGUGAACUGGGUUCAAGGAAAUGAUAAAAUCAACUUAGAAAACUCCAGUCAUCAACCUGUGUAUAGACCCUCUUCAGAAUGGUGGAUUGAAUCUCGUCAGCUUCGAGUUUACCCGUACCUAGAGGUUUCGUUUGCUUUGCUAAAUAAUGAGCCAUGGGCUCAAUGGCAUGACAGUGACUGCAAAUUGCAUGCAGAGAUUAUCCCAGUGGAUUUUCGGUCGAGAAAAUUGAUGCUGGAUGCAUAUUGGACCUCGCAUAUUCCUGCAGAUUCCUAUAACUUAACUGUGUUAGGCGUGGAGAUGGCCAAGGUUUCUGCCAGUGGUGAACUAAGUAGCUAUAUCGGAGCUCAUACCAGCAUUGCUCUGGAAGCAGGUGACUUUAGAACGCUGAGAGACUUGUUUUAUUCUUCCGAAAGCUUACCUUCAGCGACUCUGUUCUCUGGGGUUGUUUUGGAUGAACUCAUGUCUCGUCUCUCGGACUUCUCCAAUACGGUAUCAAAAGGCCACAGCGUGAGCGCUGUGUAUUUGGAGUCUUCUGGAGAGCUAAGGAGCAUGGAUUUUGACCAGUAUGUGAUUGCCUAUUUUUGGCGUUCUUUGGACUUGGCCAGUUUCAUGAGCUAUUCUGUAAAGUAUCUGCGGACCUUGCAGUAUGCUCCGCAGAUUUCUAAAUGUUUCGAAGAGAUCUUGAGGAGACUGACGUCUUUUUCCUUUGACAAAAACUCAUGGCAAUCUUGGGAGAAGCUCAUUCGAGAUUUUGCAGAAACAUUAUUCGGAAGUUAUGAUCUGGAAAGGACCAACUCCACAAUCACGCUCUCGGCCACGCUUGUGUGCCAUAUGCUUAAAUCAUGGGACAUGGUUCCAGAGCAUAUGAAGCAGGAUUUGUCUGACAUAUGUCGUUUCCUUACUGAGUUACACUCACAGAAUUUGGUUCUCUUUGAGGACGGGGUUGCUUCAAUGUUGGCCCUUUUUUCUUCCCUCGAAGGAGUAACUGAGAAUUUGUCUGAAAAUUUGUCUGAAGUGGUCCAAUCGUACAUUAAGACACUCACAAAUAGUCAAUCAUCUACAGUGUACUUGGCUGCCUCAACAAAUCCAAUAUCUAAGAUUUCCACUGACCAUUUUGUCACUUUCCGAAGUUGUUUCACUCAUCCCGAAGAGUCACCAGAGUCAAUUAGUCUGUUCUUUCAAUGCAUGAGCAAGAUAUCGGGAAUCUCUCCAGCUGUACUGGUACUCUCUGUUUUUGAAGUGAUCCAAACCCUGAGACUAUCUGAACAGCAUAAUUCUCGAAUUAUUGCUUCUUAUUUCAUGAAGAGCAUUUCUGAAAACCGUGUGCUAGAUAGCAUUGUGGAGCCGGUCAUGAAGUACUGGUGGACCUCGAACUCUUCUUUUGAGGGCUUCCCAUAUUACUUGUUUGUCAGUGAAAAAACAUUGCCUUUUCCUAAACGGUAUUCAAGAAUGGCUGCUGCGUUGGCCAUUGCUUUCCCCACUGAUGCUUCGUUGCUAACUCUGGAGGAGGCACAAGCGUCAGAGUUUGAGAACACCGAGACUUCGCUGGAUAAAAUUAUUUUCGCAGCAUCUUCCUUGGCUAUUGCAUACGCCUUUACCAAAGGAGGCAGCAGGAAUAACGUUUUCAAAUUUUUGUCUCUGAAUUUAAGUGCGGAUCGCUACGAGCAGGUAGUUGGGCAGAACACUGUGCAUACUGUUAGUAACAUCCUACGACUCUCAAAUGUGAACAGUGAGUCCAGCAUGCUUCUUGCCCUUAAAAGGCUUGGAAUCGAGAACAUUACAAGCUCAGUUCUGGAUGAGUCUUCUGAGACUCUCGCCAUGCAAGACUUCCUCUCGAUAUCGCCGAACACCACGGUGGAGUCCUUGAAGGCUGUCAUAACCCACAAAUACCCCCAGGCCUACGACUUUUGGAGCCCCUCGGUUGUCUAUUUUCUACUCCAGCAAGCGAUAAUGCAACUUGAAAGUACCAAAAUGCCUCAUAUGAAAGCCUCUGUCAUCAGAAUAUGCAAGCUCAUUUUCCUGCUUGCGUCUAAUUCGUUUUGCUCUGUCGAUGUGUUGGGGCUAACAGUGCGGUAUCUAGCUCCAUAUCUCCAGGAUGAACACGUUCACGCAGAUGUUUCGAAACUAAUUACUGCCGCAAUUAAAGACGGUCGAUUCCCCAAGAUUAUUCUUCUUCAAGUGUUAAGUUUUCUACUUCUGUCCAAGGCUUCUGGAGUAACAACCGAUAUGGCUCUGAUAGCUGCCAUUCAAGACAACACCUUGAAUAUGGAUGAGAAAGACCCAUUGGGCCACAUUAUCAAUGCUGCAUUGCAAACUUUGAAUAACCGACCUUGCUUGCUGACCGUUCAAAGUAUUUGUGAAACGAUAACUUUGUUGGAAAACGAGACUGACAUUGACGAUGACAAUAACAACGGCAACGAGAAAGACGUUGAAAACGCAUUGAUUUCCAUUCUUUCAAGCUUGUUCGAAUUGCAGGAAUUUACUCCGAGCAUUCCCGUCAUAGAUUCCAAAAUUGCAUCAUGGAUGAUUUCCCAUUGUGACUCGACGCAGUCUAGCACUUUUGCUGUUUGGAUCGGGAAAAGUCUGGGGUACUACUGCAUCAAGAAUGGUGGGGUCAACGUCGACUCUAUGGUUAAAAAGUAUACCAAUGAUUUCCAGACAUCUUCCAGUCUAGAUUCGGUUUUCCGGAUUCUAAAGAAUCAUAAGGCAAAGGGCGGGAUAACAGCGGAGUUUCGUUUCAACACAAUGGUAGGUUAUAUUCUUCAUGAGAUAUCUACUGCCGGUGCUGCAGGUGCUGCAGGUGCACAAACCUUAAACAACCUAGAUGUUGAUAGAGUAUUCCCCAACUGCCAAAGCUACAUUAUGCCAAUAAUAGAUUUCGGCUAUCUUCAUUCAGACUUUUAUGAAAGCACAUUCAUCAGAAACAAUCAAAAAAGCCUCGAAGAGCUCGUCAAAGAGAUCGGAACGUCUCCUGUUGGCUCCCAUGAUAUCCUUGAUACGCUGUUGGAUCGAAUCGAAUCGCGGACGCCGCUUGCUCCUCUCUUAAAGUAUCACUUGAAGAAGAGUCCGGAGUUGGUAAAACACGUGUUCUCUGCUUUGUGGAUUUAUAUUAUUUCUGUGGGCGGCGAGGAGGAGCGUGAGCUCGUGAUCACACUGAUGAAUAACGGAAUUAAUCAAAAUUUUGGCGAGCAUGAGUCGACUCUACGAGACCUCUGUGAGCUAGCACUGCAUAUACGUGUCCUGUCUCGAAACGAAGUCGAGCAAUUUGCAGGGGUCUUUUCUAAACUCGACGCAAUCAAAGUUGCUGAGCUCUGCUGCAAGUUCAAAGAUCCAAAAGCAGCAUUGAUGUUGCUGGAAGAUGCGCAUUUUUCGGGGUUUUCUGAUUGGAGGCUCGAUAUUGAACUACUUUCUCGUGUCUACUCACUUUUAGAUGAAGAAGACUUGGCGUAUGGACUGCCUGUGACCCCAAACCUAGAUUACGUCAAGAGAAUCACAUAUGAAGCCACUAAUGAUUCCCACAGGAAAUUGUUGCUUUCCAAUGCUGAGCUAAAUUCAGUGUUUGCAUUGGGCGAAAACUCCCUGAAGACUGAAAACGUCAUGCAAAGUAUGCUCGACUUCGGGUUCACAGGGAUGUCAAAGGUUUUUUCGGAAGGUCAGGACGAAGAAAGCCAGGACAAAGACACAUUCUAUGAAUGGGCUUGGAAACUGAACCAAUGGGAUGUCCAGGAACCAGUAAACCCUACGUCUCUGGACUCAUUUACGUUUACCUUUCUUAAAGGUCUGCAAUGUGAGAAACCAUUUGGGCCUGUUUGCAAGACUUUGGUCGAAAAUAAAAAGGCUUUUGCUCCUGGGUUGACACCCUCCAAGCGUCUUGAAUCGUGGCUGUCCACCUUGAGUAUUGGAUCUCUUUCUUAUCAGUAUGAUAUUGACGAUAUCAGGGGAAAUUUUGGGGAACACAUAUUGAGGUCUCUUGAAUCAAUAUCGUGGCUCCACGAAGCUGACUUCAGCACGGCUGAGAAUUUACUUCUUGCAAGCAGAGCUUCCUUCGAGAUUUUGAUGAACCGCUCAAUGUUUGAAAAUCGUAACACUUUGUUUCUGGCAGCCCUUGCGGCAACAGAUAGAUUAUCUCGGCUAGCCAUAGCCAACAAUGAGAACCAAAAGUCUCUGGAUUGUUCCGUCUACAUGGAGAGAUUCAUAGAGACCAGUCAAGUGCCACAUGAGGUCAAAGAGUAUGCCAGACGAUUCUCAAAGUUCAACCUCGCUUCCGCCUUUUGGGGAUUGGGUGAUACUUCAUUCCCCGUGGAGAUGUUGAAACAGUUGUCGAGCGAUGAUUUGGUUCCAUCGUCGUUCCACUCGCCGCUAACAGAGUUGGAGCUUCCUAGGCCAUUGUUACGGGCCUAUCUUGUGAAGUGGAUGUCGGAGUCCAAGCACAUGAGUUCAGAUGUGAUCUUCGAUCAAUAUGUUGACGAAGGAACAGCUAACGAUUUCCGAGAUGUGCACCAGCGUGCCACUAUGUAUCACAUGUUUGCAGAAUUCUGUUACAAUGAAUAUCAGUCGAAGGUUCUCCUCGACCAGCUAAAGCAUCACGAGCAGCUCCGGUCAAAACGCAUGAAAGAAUACGUGGAUCUGAAGCUCUUUUCCGAGAAUCGCGGAAACCCCAUGGAGCAGAUAAGAGAUGCUGUCAGGGUUUCGAGGAAGACAAAGACUCAGAUCUUGGCUGACGAAGAGGAAAUUUUGCGCAUCAAGACCAACAGAGAGAGGUGUUUUGCUGGUGCAGUCAGAUUCUACCCAAUCGCCCUCUCUUUAUCUGAUGAGUUUGACUAUACGGACGUGGACAAGUUCUGUGCCCUAUGGCUUGAGAACGGAAGCAAUUCCAACCACGAUUUUGAUCCUCAUCUUCAAAAAAUUCCAUCUUUUAAAUUUUUGUCAUGGGCCAAUCAACUUGUGUCAAGACUUCUUUCAGAAAUUAAUCCAUUCCAGACUGCCUUGGAGAAUGUCAUCGCGAGAGUGUCCCUUGCAUAUCCCAUGCAUAUGCUGUAUCUGGUGAAGUCACUAACAAUGAUUGAGCUGCACACAGAUGAUGCAGUUGCAGGGUCAAGAGUUGAAGCUGCUGAUAAGCUUUGGCAUAAACUCGGAUUAAAUUCGAGUCUUUCUACUCAGAUAGAAGCCAUUAAUCAAUUUUGUCAACAUGCAAUGGCGCUGGCAAAGGCUACACUUGAAAAACGUUCCAAGAUACCUCUAAGCAGCCUUGCAGAUGGAAGAUGGUGGAAGAGUGGACUGGUGAAUCUCAAGCUGACCCCUCCAACAAUCACAUUACCUGUGGAAAAUUCUGAAUUGCCUACGAUCGUUGCCACUUCAGAAAAAAUAGCCGUCGCCAGUUCCGGAAUAAGUUUGCCCAAAAUCCUCACGUUCACCCUCUCUACUGGUGGUACACACAGAAUCCUAUUCAAGAGCGGCACGGACGAUCUAAGACAGGAUUCCAUUAUGGAGCAGGUCUUUGAGAAGGUGAAUGUGCUGCUUUUGAAAGACAAAGAGACUAAGCGCAGAAAUCUCAGAAUACGCACUUAUAAGGUGGUGCCUCUUGGAUCUGUGUCUGGGGUGAUUGAAUUCGUGAACAACUCUGUGGCCUUGAAUGAUAUACUGAGGCCUUUGCAUGAAAAGACAGAUGAACUGUCUUUUGGCUCAGCGAGAAAAACACUGAAAAAGUACCAGAAUGAUACCCGCAAUAAGAAGAUCAUGGCUUACGAUAAAAUCUGUGAGCUUAUCAAGCCAGUGCUCAGCCAGUUCUUCUUCAACAAGUUUUUGACACCGGAAAGGUGGUAUAACAGUCGCUUGGUAUAUACCCAUGGUGUUGCCAGUAGCUCAAUCGCGGGCUAUGUACUGGGACUUGGUGAUCGUCAUAAUAACAACAUCCUGCUCGACCAGUACACAGGUGAGCCCAUCCAUAUCGAUUUGGGGGUGGCUUUUGACCAGGGCAAACUGUUACCGAUUCCCGAGACCGUUCCCUUCAGACUUACCAGAGACAUUGUGGACGGUCUUGGGAUUACCGGGGUCAAGGGAAUGUUCACCAAAAGCUGCGAGCAUGUGUUCCGGGUGCUGAAGACGAACGACCAAAACAUCAGGAGUAUUCUUGACGUACUCCGCUACGAUCCGCUCUACUCCUGGACAGUCUCUCCUCUGAAAUUGAUCGAAUUACAGGCCAGAGAGGAUGUCAAUGUUCCUCUUCCAAAACCGCAAGGCGAGUCUGAAGCGAACAAUGCCAUAAUGGGUGUCCAGGCAAAGCUUGAUGCUAGAGGUCUUAGUAUAGAGGCUAUGGUAAGAGAGCUAAUUAGUGAAGCGACAGAUGCGCGCAAUCUGGCUCAGAUAUACGUUGGAUGGAGUCCAUUCUAUUGA